AUGCGGACGAUCGACGGCUUUUCCAAACAACAGACGCGACACUCCCCUUCACUUUCCAACCACCUUCCCAGCUCGCUACUUGGGGCAUUUCUUUUCACCACUCGGGACCACAAGGCUGCUAUGAUGUUUACCGAGGACAAUGUAAUUUCAGUUGACAAGAUGGAAACUUCGGAAUCCAUGGAACUUCUUCGAUCGACACUUUACAACCAACAGCUUAUUCAAGACGAACUUGGCGCGAAGGAAUUACUAGAGCGACUCGUUCAUCUUCCGCUUGCUAUCGCACAAUCGGUUGCUUACAUCAAUACCCAGCAGAUAACGAUCAGAAAAUACUUGGAGCUGUACAGGAACAGUGACAAGACCUUGAUCAAUCUACUUAGCAGUCCUUUCAAAGCCCAAAGAAGAUACUCCGAUGUUCAAGACCCCAUUGCAACGACAUGGAUCAUAUCAUUCGAACAAAUAAAACGCCAAGAUCGGCUCGCUGCAAACUAUCUGAAAUUCAUUGCAUGCAUUCAAGAUCACGACAUUCCUGAGAGUAUUCUCCCCCCGAAACGGCACCGGUGUAGGCGGCAUCGCGAAGCCAAUACACUACCUAAGACUCCAGACCUAGGGACAAUGAAAGUCAAGGCCCCACAGACUGUGGAUUCAGGAGAAAAGGUUCCAGAAAUACCAGAAGAAGAGUCGACAGAAAACAAGACUCCUGACAAAAGACAGUCAGCACCCGAUCGCGCAAAAAAAUAUCUUUCCGAGGGCGAGCUUCUAGAAAGAACCGCUGCACUAGGCACCCUUAAAGCCUUCGGAUUUCUCAAAGCACAGGUUGACCAAGACUUGUACGACAUGCAUCCACUGGUCCAUCUGGUUGCCCGAAAUUGGUUACAGGAGAACGGACAUCUUUUAUGGUGGGAGGAUGCAGCUGUCAAACGCUUGAAUAGACUCAUACCGAACGGCAUUAGAGGGCUUCAAGAUAACAGCGCAUGGUUUCCGUUCUAUCCCCACGCAGCCUUCAUUACCACUUCAAUCGAAACAUCCGAUAUUCGUCAGAGGAGAAGAAUGGAACUGCUCGAACGAGUGGGGGAAUGUCAAUUUUAUCGAGGUCAAUACGAAACAGCUCAUAUAAACCAUGCGCAGGUGUUGAACUGGCGUAUGAAAUAUCUAGGAAGAGAACACCCAGAUACACACGCAAGCAUGAAUGAAGUGGUAUUAGCACUGUUACAGUUUGGAUAUUACUCCGAGGCUCAGAGAAUACUCGAUGAAGCAUUACCUCUUUUGAAACAGGUUGCUGGGAUAGACAACCAAAACACUUUGACUUGUAUGGGCAAUCUAGCAGCCGCUUAUGAACGUCAAGGGAGAUAUGAAGAGGCAGAAGAGCUAGAAUCUCAAGUCUUAGAGAUAAGAAAGAGGGUUCUUGGGCCAGAGCAUCCACAAACCUUGACUAGUAUAAAUAACGUAGCAAGUACUUAUAGUGAUCAAGGAAGAUAUAAAGAGGCGGAAGAGCUGCAGGUGCAGUUACUAGACAGAAGAAAAGCCGUGCUUGGCGAAGAACACCCAGGCACCUUGGCUACUAUGAACAAUUUGGCACGCACUUGGAAAGGUCAAGGCCACGGGGGCAAGGCGAUAGCUUUGAUUGAUGAUUGUGGUCGGCUUCGCGAGAAAGUCCUUGGAUCGAAUCAUCCUCAUACAAUGAUAACUCGUCGCUGGCUUGAAUUAUGGCUUGGAGAAUCGUAA
Molecule: messenger RNA, 1722 nt
Organism: Hymenoscyphus albidus
Lineage: Eukaryota; Fungi; Ascomycota; Leotiomycetes; Helotiales; Helotiaceae
Source: the annotation of a GenBank genome assembly